AUGACUGCACUUCGUCCCAAGAGGAAAGCAGCAGCAAACAAGUCGUAUGAUGAUUCCGUGGAUAUCCUUCUUGAUGAUUAUACUACAUUGACUUCGUCGAGCUCUGCCAAUUCUGGCUCCUCAACUCCUGUUUUGGCAGAACCUAAGAACAAAAGGCAAAAAGUUCGAAAGACAAAGUCGAAUAAGGGCAAUAACAGCAGCAGCAGCAGCAGCAGCAACGGUAACGGCAACGGCAAUGGCAACGGUAGCUGCAACGGCAACGGCAACGGCAAUGGAAACAGCAGUAACGGCAGUAACGGUGGUAUUUCCAACUUGGCAGUACCGCUAAAUUGGCAACCUUUGCCUCGAGCCGAGGACUAUUUUUCAAACAGAUUGAAUUUGAAGAACGCAUAUAUUGACUUGAAAGAGCAGAUCUUGUAUUGCCCCGAGCAUAAAAACGAUACUUGUAAACCUACAAGAAGUAAUAAAAGACAAAGUGAAGUUUUCUCUUUGAAAAAGAAUCAAUGUAUCUACAUGGUUAGUGAACCUCCCGGUGAGCCUUAUUUCAUUGGCCGGAUACGAGGAUUUACAAAUAAAAAGUGCCAUGGAAAGGAAAAGGAAAAUCUUGAUAACCCAAAAAGUGAGAAGUUUGUUAGUGCCGAAGGCUACGACUUUUCGAUUCAGUGGUUCUUCCGACCGCGAGACGUUUCAAGGACUUCUUCUGAUUCAAGAUUGCUAUUUGCCACGAUGGAUUCAGAUACUUGUCCCUUGAGCAGUUUCCGGGGCACUGUUACUGUUGAGUUGAAACAAGAUAUCGAGGAUAGUUAUGUUGCAAAUAGGAGGUUUCAGAAUAGUCGAAUGAAUUCUGUAAAGUCGUCUAAAAAACUGGAAUCUCCGCUGUCCAUUGUUGAGCUUUCGGCAUUGGAGUCAUUCACCAGGCAGCCUAAUUGUUUUUAUUUUGAUAGGCUAUAUGACAGGUAUAUGAUUCGGUAUUAUGACGUUUUGCUGACGAAGAAUCUUUUGCAGUAUGCUCAAAAUGAAGAAAACACAUCCAAAAACUUUUUAAUUGCAUUAAACAAGAGGUUUCAGUAUAUAUUCUGCGAAACCCAGAAAGCUAAGGCUUUGAUAAACUCAUUCAAAGCAAAUACAUGUACUUGUGAUGUUUGUGGCUUAUGGUGCGACGUAGCAGACUCAGUGACAUGUGCUGAGUGUCAAACAUAUUUCCACAUGUCUUGCUUGGAUCCGCCACUAUUGAAAAAGCCCAGCCGAGGAUUUUCAUGGUCUUGUGCAGCAUGUGCAAAGAAACAGGAGAUUGAAUAUCACAGGAAGAAGAUUUUGAUGUUGCUGCAUGAUAAUAAAUCAUCUAAUCAAGAACGUUUGGUAGAGGAGUUACUGGAGCUUCGAGCUCUAGGUGCAGCUGCAUCAAAAGAAGAAGAAGAAGAAGAAGAAGAAGAAGAAGAAGAAGAAGAAGAAGAUAAAGGAUUUGGCCGCAACGACGCUGUUGUUGAUGCUGCAGCUGCUGUCCAUGCUUUUUUGCCCAAUUACGAGGUAAUGGCAAUUGAGUUUUUGGAAAAGGACAAGGCUCUUUCAAUAGAUGAAAGAAGAGUGAAAGAAGAAUGGUGCAUGCGAUAUUUAGGCCUCAAUGCAAAGUUAGAAGAGGCAGUGGAUUUGGAAGAUAAAUCACCAUAUCCUAGAGCAUCCACGCGAAUUGGAGCUAGACAUCAAGCAGUAUAUAUCCCAGAGUGUAAUGGACACCCCUUGGUAUAUUACGAUGUUGAAAAACUGCCGAAAAAGAAAAGUGCGAAUAAUAAAUCAAAAAGCAAAACAAAAAGCGAGGAAGUGGAGAAGUUAGAGGUUCCAACUGAAUUUAAGGACAUUAAUCCUUCAGAGUACCCUCUGUGGCUACAACCUCGGCCAAAAGGGUACGUGGAGAGAGGUGUUGAUGACGGGAACGAGAGCAAUGACACGUGUUGUUUACUUUGGAAAACACCAGAUGAAGAUAUAAAGGAUAACUUUGAACAAUUGGAUGCGUAUGUCGAAAAGUGCAAGUGCGUAGCGGAAUCACUUGGCUUAUCUCCUAACUCACCAAACUUUGUUGAUGCGAUAUUACGUGCAUAUUUGGAAUGUGGUAGAGAUGUGGAACUGGCCUAUGCACAGGUUUCAAAACUCACCAAAAAAAAGCUCAAGGAGCCUGUUUUCAACAAAGAAGAGGUACGAAGAUUUGAAGCUGGUGUAAAGGAGUUUGGAAGUGAAUUGUAUCAUGUUCAAAAAAGAGUCAGGACACAAUCAAUGAGUCAAGUUGUUAGAUUUUAUUAUCUUUGGAAAAAAACCGCAAAUGGUAGGAAAAUUUGGGGGAACUUUGAAGGUAGGGCACAUAAAAAAGUACAGAAUUUAGUAAAAGAAGAAACAGAGAAAGCCUCAAAGCCUCAAAUGAUUAUUGAUGAUUUGGCAAAUCCGAAUGAUGAUUCUUCAUACGACAAUGAGAAAGCUGUUUCCAGACAGACGGAUUUUGUUUGUAAACACUGCUCCACUUACGAGUCAUUGCAAUGGUUCAGAAUCACGGGACAUGAUGCAAAAGAGUUGCUUGACGAUUCAUUGGUUGUUGCAUUAUGUUUUCGGUGUGCCAAACUAUGGAGAAGGUACGCUGUAACGUGGGUCAACCCAAACGAAGUACUCAAAAAUUCAAGCAAGUCUAGUAGUUCUAGAAAGAGAGUAGAAUGGGAACUCUUGGAGGAUGCAAAUGCAAUUUUGGAGUAUUAUGAGACUAAUGGUAAUGCGAAAAUUACCUCAGGAAAAGAAUCUACAAACAAAGCUUCAAGAUCAACUCCAGAUAUUGUUGGCAUUAAAGUUGAAGAUAAGUCAACGCAAAAGAGUGCGGCUACUGCUACCAAAGCAACAGCGACAGCAGCGGCACGGUCGAAUACUGCAUCGUUGAUCAUGAUGACGCCUGUAGAUCUGGCAGCGGUAAAGAUCGAGUCUGGUGUCUCGGUACCUCGACCUCUAUACUCACUUUCAACAGCAUCUAUUGAUGAAGUUAUUGGUAAAAGACUAGGUAAACAUAUACAAGCAAUGUUAUUUAAUAGCAAUUGUGAAGCUCCUCGUUUAUACAAAUUUGGAAAGUAUUUAAAUGUUGAAGAGCCUAUUUCGAACUUUGUUGAGUUUGUUGAAAAGUCUAGAAUAACCCAACUAUGUGAUCUUGAGUCUUUGUUUAAUGGCUUCAAUACAUCUACCGUGACGGAUAUCGAGGUACCUUUUCUGCCUCAUGAAAGAAAGUGCUGUGUAUGCAGAGAGCACGAUACUAACAAAGAAUCUGUUCAAGAAAUGUUGAUUUGCUCUUAUUGUGGAGUGAAUGUUCAUGCUUCAUGUGCUGGCUAUCCUUUACCUGAAAAGGCCACAACAACAACAACAACAACAACAACAACAACAGCAUCAUCAUCAUCAUCAUCACCAUCAUCAAAUAUUACCACUAAUACUAAUACUACUACUACAGCAACAACGUUGUCAUCAACUACUACAACAGCUACAACAACAACAAAUCCAAUAAAAGAGUGGCUUUGUGAACCAUGUGUUAACGACAUGAAGCCAAUAAAUACUGCUAGCUACUCGUGCUCUUUAUGUUUUGGGCGUGAAACGAACUUUGAAUUAUCAAUUCUCGGAUCGCAUCAUGUGAGACCCGAUUUUUUGAAAUCAACAGAAGAUGGCAAUUGGUGUCAUAUCUUGUGUGCUAUAUUCAAUGGCGGCGUAUCGGUUUUCCAAAAGAAUCGACGUGAAAAUAGAUGGAAUGAGUUGUCGCUAGUGGAUGUGUCCAAGAUAUAUUUGCGUAAUUGGCAAAAGAAAUGUUCAAUUUGUGAGUCAUAUAAUGGGGCUAUGAUAGAAUGCAAUUUGUGUGUAUCAGGUAACUAUUACCAUCCAACGUGUGCUCAGGACACGCCGAAUUAUAAGUUAGGGUUUAAAUUGGAGCAUGGCACCAAGCACUCGCAACUUGUGAAUGUCGAUGGUAAAGUGGGUAAAUUGAAACCAAUCUUGGUUUGUCCCAUGCAUGAUCAAUCGAGGGAAACAAUCAUGAGUUUAAGGACAUUGGGUAAAAGAGUAAGCGGAAGAGAUGCCGAUAUGAAGCCCAUUGUUCAAUUGUAUCUUGAGGACGAAACAAAGAACAAUAAACCCAAAGUAGGUGGGCCUCACGCAAAAUCUCGAAAUUAUAUCGAGAGCAGGAAUAUCUUUUUCAAUAAUUCAUAUGUGUCUGCUGCCACUGCUGCUGCUGCCGCUGCUGCCGCUGCAUCAUCAUCGUUAUCAUCAUCAUCAUCAUCGUCAUCAUCGUCAUUAUCAUCAUCAAUAACCAAUGACGCUGUACGCUAUUGUGAAAAAUGUAGCACGCGCAGUUCUCCGAAAUGGUGGCCCACAAUAGGAUCAAAAUCUAUAUGUCAGUCCUGUUAUCAUUCAACAGAUACGGAACUAUUAUCUACCAAAAAAGAAGGAACGUCACUUCGAGCACUUUUGGAAAUGCCGUUGGACGGUAGCAACUACGGUAUAGCGAACCCGUCGGAUCUAAUUUCAAGUAUCUACAAAAAGCAUGUAAUAAAGGACGUUCCUGUUUCAGCUUCAAUUGAAACUGUACGAUCAAAAAUAUCAUUAGGCGAUAUUCUUAGUUAG
Molecule: messenger RNA, 4629 nt
Organism: Lodderomyces oxycetoniae
Lineage: Eukaryota; Fungi; Ascomycota; Pichiomycetes; Serinales; Debaryomycetaceae
Product: DNA-binding E3 ubiquitin-protein ligase
Exons: 1
Coding region: 1-4629 (1542 amino acids)
Biological process (GO): histone catabolic process
Cellular component (GO): Lid2 complex
Molecular function (GO): ubiquitin-protein transferase activity; chromatin binding
Source: RefSeq, a predicted model, not a curated record